CCAAAAAUGGGGAACGCGUUUCUUUGGCCAAGCGAGCGAGCUCACGUAACUGUUUGGACAACCAUGUAUUUGCCAGCGAUUAUUCGUAAACCUGCAGUGUCCUUGAUUGGAGAAAAAUGCUACGUUUCGCUCAUUGAAGACCUGAACUUUGCGGAUGUCGACUGCAUAAAGUAUUCUCUUUCAAAGGGGCUCGGUUUUGGCAUUGUCGCCGGUGGUUGCAUUGUCAAGAUUCCUCAGAUUUUGAGCAUUAUGGGCAAUCAGUCCGCCCAAGGCCUGUCACUAACGUCCUACUUGAUGGAAACGGUGAGCUAUGCCAUCACCUUGGCCUACAAUUUCCGACAGAACAAUCCGUUCAGCACAUUUGGAGAAAUCUUUUUCAUUCAGUUGCAGAAUAUCGUCAUUACCCUUUUGAUCUUGUUCUACGCCGGCCAGCAUGCCAAACUACUCGCUACGUUUGCAGGCCUCAUCGGUUUGACUUACUGCUUGGUAGACCCGACCAUGGUGUCGCCUAUGUUAAUGGCCAAUCUUUACGCAGCUACCAUUCCGCUGAACUUGGCCAGCAAAGUGCCUCAGAUUUACACGAAUUUUGUCAACAAAUCCACCGGUCAAUUGUCCGUUUUUGCCGUCGUCAACUACUUUGCAGGAAGUGCUGCACGCGUGUUUACCACCAUGACCGAACUCGACGAUCCACUCAUGCUCAGCGGCGCCCUGUUAGCCACCGCUCUCAAUGGCAUUCUCUUACUGCAAGUCAUCAUCUACUGGGGCAAAGGCGGAAAGAAAUCCAUCAAAAAGGAAUAAAAUCAUGUAAUCAUGGUAUUUGCCAAAUAAUAAAAAUCUGGAACCGAUAAAAAAUAGCAAUAUUCAAGUUAUUCAACCGUAGCGAAGCGAGACCAAAAAAAAAAAAAAAAAGAAA
Messenger RNA from Radiomyces spectabilis, 913 nucleotides. RefSeq lists its product as uncharacterized. The coding region runs from base 64 to 798 and encodes 244 amino acids. Lineage: Eukaryota; Fungi; Mucoromycota; Mucoromycetes; Mucorales; Radiomycetaceae. The record is from RefSeq and is a predicted model, not a curated record. The transcript has a single exon.